This is a messenger RNA of Colletotrichum higginsianum IMI 349063, 1608 nucleotides long. RefSeq names its product X-pro dipeptidyl-peptidase c-terminal non-catalytic domain-containing protein. NCBI's taxonomy places the organism in Eukaryota, Fungi, Ascomycota, Sordariomycetes, Glomerellales, Glomerellaceae. The coding region runs from base 1 to 1608 and encodes 535 amino acids. The transcript is spliced from 6 exons. Gene Ontology annotation, molecular function: dipeptidyl-peptidase activity. The record is from RefSeq and is a predicted model, not a curated record.
AUGGCGCCAAUUGUUGUCAACAAUAUUGAAGUGCUUCAAUGCUCCACGCAGCGUCCACUUUGGCCGCAGCCCAAAGAGCCAUCCCGUCUAUUGCUGCAAGCCGGCAGCAAGAAGACCCCGGACCAUCGCUCUCUCCCUUGCGACAUCAUCCUUGAACGCGACCAGCCGGUGGCUGUCAGAGACGGGGUUCGCAUCCGGGUUGAUAUCUAUCGGCCGAAGACGGGCGAGAAGGUUCCUGCUAUCUUGAUGUGGUCUCCGUAUGGGAAGAGUGGUACAGAAACUGAUCAUUCCCAAAGUCUCGAUCCCGCCGAGUGGGUGCCCAAAGGCUACGCCAUCGUCAAUGUGGAUGCCAGAGGAAUCGGCGACUCCGAAGGCGAUGUCCGGGGAGCUGCAGAAGGUCGAGACGGCCACGACACCAUCGAGGAAGUCGCAAACUUGGCCUGGUGCACCGGAAAGGUCUCUCUAGCAGGCAACUCCUGGUUGGCGCUGGCGCAGUGGUUCAUCGCCGCGGAAAGGCCUCCUCACUUGGCGUGCAUCGCGCCGCUGGAAGGCGGUAGCGAUCAUCUACGAGAGGGCAUAUGCAGGGGCGGGAUUCCUACGCCCGGAUUCGUGGAGAUGAUACAGCGCGUGUUAUCAGGCCGUCAGGAACUGGAGGACAGCGUGGCGAUGAUGGAGAAGUACCCCAACUGCAGAGACUACUGGGACGAUAAGCGAGCGCGAAUGGACAAGAUUGAGGUCCCCGCGUAUAUUCUGGGAAGCUUUUCAACGAUGCUGCACACGAUUGGGAGCUUUAGAGGGUUCGAAGAGAUCCCGCAUCAGAAGAAAUGGAUUACAGUGCAUGCCACGCAAGAGUGGUUCGACUUGUACCGCAAAGCAAGAACCGAAAAUCUGCAAAAGUUCUUUGAUCACUACCUCAAGGGCAUUGGAAACGGAUGGGAGCAAACACCGCCGGUGAGACUUGCCGUACAAGGCUUCAAUAAGCCGCCCAUUCUGGACCUGCCCUUCGGCCAGCUGCCUUGGCUCGCACCCGCCGCCACGGACUCUACACAAACCCGUCUCUACUUGAGUCACGGCAAGACUUUGAAGCCAGUGAACGAUUCCAAGUACAUAGCAUUGGGCUACGGAGACACGGAACACCUCACCUUCACUUACGUGUUCGACCAGCCGAUAAAACUUCUGGGCCCGACGAAGCUUGUUGUCAGCAUUUCCUGCCCCUCAAAGCCCGAUUUCGACCUCGAACACCUCAAUAUCCCCUUGGAGGAUCUUGGUAUAUCCGAUCAAAAGGAGGCCCCAAGCAUCAACCCGCUCAAAUACCUCGGACCGAACGGCAGGCUUCGCGCUUCGAAGCGGAAGGUUGCACCGGAGAUCUCGCUGCAUUACUGGCAGACGUUGGCGCACGAUGAGGAUAUGCCGGUGGCGGCGGGGGAGGUCGUCAAGAUGGAGGUCUGGAUAUGGCCUACUGCUAUCCAGUUUGACACUGGGGAACAGUUGGUUGUGAAAAUUGCUGGCACAUGUGUAUUUACCCUUCCUGAGUUUGAGUUCAUGAGACAAGAGCCGAUGAAAGCUGCACCUCAGAUUGUGCAUGUCGGUGGAAAGUAUAAGAGCUGA